Debaryomyces fabryi is the source of this 903-nucleotide messenger RNA. RefSeq names its product putative pantetheine-phosphate adenylyltransferase. The transcript has a single exon. The record is from RefSeq and is a predicted model, not a curated record. Lineage: Eukaryota; Fungi; Ascomycota; Pichiomycetes; Serinales; Debaryomycetaceae. Bases 1 to 903 code for a protein of 300 amino acids. Gene Ontology annotation, molecular function: dephospho-CoA kinase activity. Gene Ontology annotation, biological process: coenzyme A biosynthetic process.
AUGACAUCAAAACACCCGGCUAUAUUAAUUAAAGAUCCUCUUCAAUACGAUUAUGAUGACUUUUUUAGCAUUGUCCUUGAAGGCUUACAUAAAGAAACCCCAUCGCUUUCAACAAUUGAUAUAAUUAUAAGUCAAUAUAUCCAGAUAUCUGAUGAUUUAAAUUUCUGCCUAUCAAAAAUAUAUAAUAGGUUACGAAGAAAAGCGUUUGAUUUAGGAUGGGAUUAUACUUUUGAAAUAGAUGUCCUCUUUAAUCAAGAAAGCUAUAGCGGUCUAAGAGAAAGUUUGAAUAAGAUUAUUCAUAUAAGUGAUGAAGAAUCAGUCAUUCCAAAAGAAUUAACUGAUAUAAAGACGCAGGGUAUUAAAACCAAGGUAUAUAAGAUAGCAAAAUCGAAUAAGAAGAGUAAAUUCAAGAAGCACCAAGAAUAUGAUGUUACAGCGGUUGGAGGAACUUUUGAUCAUUUGCAUGAUGGCCAUAAAAUCUUAUUAUCGCUAGCUGUAUUUUUAACAUGCAAGACUGUCAUUAUUGGGAUUACAGGCCCCAAAUUAUUAAUAAACAAGAAGUACUCUGAAGUGUUGGAAAGUUAUGAAACAAGACAGUUACGUGUGGUUGCGUACUUACAGAAGGUACUCAAUUACGCCAUUACGUUUGAAAUUUUUCAAAUAAAUGAUGUCUGUGGACCUACAGGUUACAUCAAGAAUAUUGACGCAUUAGUUGUAAGUGAAGAAUCAUCGAAAGGAGGUGACUUUGUGAAUAAAACUAGGAGAGAAAAAGCAUACCCUGAGCUCGAUGUUAUCGUAAUAAAUGUGAUUGGUGACGAGAACAGCAAUGAACAGAACAAUUGGCUUGGAAAACUCAGUUCUACUGACAUUCGAAAACAGGAAUAUACGAAACAUUACAAAUAG